Messenger RNA from Striga hermonthica, 771 nucleotides. NCBI's taxonomy places the organism in Eukaryota, Viridiplantae, Streptophyta, Magnoliopsida, Lamiales, Orobanchaceae. The record is from the annotation of a GenBank genome assembly.
AUGCAUUGGAACAAGGCUCCUCAGAGUCAGCUCUUAUGCUUUGGUGAAAAUCCCAACACUAUUGUCUUUGAACACAAAUCCUACCCUGCUGCCAUGGACAACGAUAUUGUUCCCCAACAGCAAGCCGGAUUCCAUUACACGACUCGAGCUGUCCUUGUCCCCACUCAAACAAACCUAACUGCACUUCAUUUGGCGAGUGCUGCGCUUUCUUCUAAUGGCCAUGUUCCUGUUGUUGGGACAACUGAUAUAAGGAAUAAUGCUUCCAAAGUCUCGGGAGGGCCUUCUCAGUUGACUAUCUUCUAUAAUGGUGCCGUUUGCGUUUAUGACAACAUUACUCCAGAAAAGGCUCAGGCGAUUAUGUUAUUGGCCGGCAACGGGCCCCCAGCUCCGACUAGGCCUUCUGCUCUUGAUGGCUUCGUGACGAGUCAGCCUUACUCGAGCCCGGCUGCUAUAGCUCCUGUUAGCAUUUCGCACGGUUGGCCAGUUGGCACGAGUAGUACUGCUUUAAACCAAGGGGCUCUUGUAAUGUCUUCACAAAACAUCGAACCUCCCAAAGUAGUUAAUUCGGUGGGGCCGAUCUCGGGGACCGUGCCUCAGUUUAGAAAAAAGUCUCUGGCUCGAUUUUUGGAGAAGCGCAAGGAGAGGGUGAUUAAUGCAUCUCCAUAUGAAAAUAAGGAAUUGCACAAUGGUAAGAGCACCCCAGGAGGAGUCGGUAGCACAAUCAUGUCCCCGAAAUCUUCAAGCUCGUGUCAUGUUUCGACCGUGAACUGA